Messenger RNA from Entrophospora candida, 1185 nucleotides. The record is from the annotation of a GenBank genome assembly. Lineage: Eukaryota; Fungi; Glomeromycota; Glomeromycetes; Entrophosporales; Entrophosporaceae.
AUGGCCAAUGUGCAAGAUAAAGAAUCUCGUAUUGUAAAAGUUAUAUCUGGAUUAAAUUCUCGUAAUAAAAAAUUACAAGACAGGUGCAUAAAGCAAGAUCAGGGGUUUGAUCGUGAACGGAAAGGUUGGGAACAGGAGAGAAAAAAAUGGAGUCAGACAGUAGAUGAAUCCAAUACUGCGAUUCAGAAUUUACGUGCCCAUGAUCUGGAGCUUAUUGCUGAGACUAAACGUCUGCAGAUUAAAAAUGCUAGCAAAGAUAUUUCUCUUGCAAGUUUUAAAGCCGAUAACGAUAUAAAUUCCAAGAAAAUUAGAUCACUUGAGUCUAUGAUCAAGAUAUUGGAAGGUAAGUUGAAAUCGGCUCAGAUGGAUGUGCUUUCGGUUCAAAAUGACUCACUAAAAAAAGAUUCCGAGAUAUUAUCCCUUAAAUCCAAAAUAGCUGAAUUAGAAAAUAUAAAGAGCGAAUUGGAAUCGAAAGUUAAUGAGCUUGAGUGUCUGAAAUCGGAGGGGGUAUCGAAACCCAUAGUUGGUGGGGAUGAUGAAAAAAAUAUGACCAAGUCUGAUGAUAUAUCUGCAGUUAAUGAACCUAGCAAAAAUCUAAGUAAGUAUUUUGUACAUGGAAAAAGUAUGGAUCAAACUGAAAAAAUCGAUGGUAAUAUCUCGGAUCAUACUAGGCCUUUAAGCGCCUCAAAGAGGCAUGACGAGAUUACUGAACCAUCAAAAGUCGAUACUGAGAUCAGCUCUAAGAUAAAUGAGGAAACUAUCAUUAGCGAAAUUAGUAAAGAUAUAUUACCAGUUCAAGAGAUAAAGAACGUGACACCCCACCUUGCACAGACAGAAAAUCACAAUUCCUCUUUGAUAUUCAACGAAUACCCCAUAGGGCCUGAAUCGGAUUCUGGUCUCGAGGCUUUGUCUCUUCCGAUAGGAGGAAUAGGAGCAGUCCCUGCCGUAGCAAGCACUUUGUUGUCACCGCUAUCGGCAUAUAUUUUUCUUAUUCUGUUAAUUAUCGCGGUUAUGUGGUUCGUGGUAUUGAGACGUACAUGGAAUAUAAAUAACCAAAAUUACUGGAAAAAAGAGUGCGAAAGCAUGAAUGAAGCUGAGUUCUUGGAAUAUAAGCGAAAUUUUGAAACUAAAUUGGUAAUUUCUGAAGCAGAGAAAUUGCUACGUCCGGCUAGUUAUUCAUCUCAG